This is a messenger RNA of Thunnus maccoyii (southern bluefin tuna), 6026 nucleotides long. RefSeq names its product zinc finger protein GLIS1 (gene glis1b). Gene Ontology annotation, cellular component: nucleus. Bases 1797 to 4823 code for a protein of 1008 amino acids. Gene Ontology annotation, molecular function: RNA polymerase II cis-regulatory region sequence-specific DNA binding; DNA-binding transcription factor activity, RNA polymerase II-specific. The record is from RefSeq and is a predicted model, not a curated record. The transcript is spliced from 11 exons. NCBI's taxonomy places the organism in Eukaryota, Metazoa, Chordata, Actinopteri, Scombriformes, Scombridae. Gene Ontology annotation, biological process: regulation of transcription by RNA polymerase II.
AACUCCGAUGUCUGAGUGUAAUUGAAUGCAGCAACAGAUGACCCUCCCUGUAUGUAUGCUGCAGCUCGUCGUCCCUCCAGCGGGCAGCAGUUUCGUCUUCCACCGGCCCUGGCAGCUUUCUGUGCAGCCUCUCCCAGUCCCGGCCGCACACAACUGUUGAUGGCUUGUUUUUUCCUGUUAAACGUGCUUGUCGGGUUUCCAACUUCCACUAGUAAAAAAUACAGAACGACCGCCGAUGGAUAAUGGCGGAGCUGUUUUGUUGAAGCGUGUUUUAGUGACUCGUGUUUGAUUUUGUGAGGGACGGAUUAAACUUCACUAAACCCAAAUAUAGAUCGACUUAAACCCAAAUAGAUCCAGUUAUUCCAGUCGAGCACUUCCGCAUUUCAAAGCUUAGAUUUUAGAUUAAACGCACAGAGAGAACAAAGACAACCUGCUAAUCCCCGAGAUUAUACAAACCUUUAUUCAACAGUUUGUCCCACCUCCCUUGUAUUUGUACAAUAAUAACCAUUGUUUGUAUUAUCAAUGACAGUGUCCCGUUUUCAGCCAGGGGUUUUCACCUUGAUAGAAAAGCCACUAGAUGGCGCUGUAGAAUAGUAUUUCCCACAUAAAAAUGCUGUCGUGGAUGAGGAGCAGUUCUCUCAACACUGAGUUGAUUUUCAGGAAAGACCCAUUUAACGCGAAAGUUGGGAAGACUUAGAGGAUGAUUCUUUAUUUUUAGAAAUAGCUUAUUUUUAUCAAAAUGAAGUCCAGAAGUCUCAUCUGUUAUUAAGAGAUUCCUUUUAAAUCCAAUCUUCUUAAGACUUCUGUGUGAUCAUUUUGAUCAUUUAGCAACUGUUUUUUUCUCCUUGUAGACUUUUGAAUAGGAAACGUAAUCAACCAAAACCCACAGAAACCAAAGAAUAAUUGAUAAUAAGAGAGAAAGAAAGAAAUGUAGACAACUUAAAAAAAACAACAACAACAAAAUGUCUCUCAGCUGAUCCAAUUUGAAUGAACUAACUCUCUUAGUUCCAUUGACAUUUUAUUCACUGAGGAGGGAUGUGUGGAAAAUAUCCAACCAUUAGUCUAAAUUAAAUUAAAUGUCUCAGUUGUAUGAUAAUUCAUAUGCCACUAUUUUCCCCCUAAAGUAACAGCAGUGUGCAUCUCGUUUACCUAAUAAAAAUUACAAUAGCCUAUAUUUAUAUGAAAGUUCAAAAUUAUCUCUGAUGCGUUAAUUACUCUUAUCUCCUCUUAAAUAGGCUUUGCAGCAUCAAACAGAACUGGAGUGUUAUUUCAUAAAAUGACAGUGUGGCUGUCCCAUCAUAUAGUCUAACAGUCUAUAGUCUCCAUCACUCAGUGUCGAUAUGAUCAUCAGCGCGCCGCGGACGCACUGUAUUAAAGCAUGGAAAACACCUGGUUUACAUUUCGUAUACGUACGAGCAUGUAUUAUCACCUUAAGUUCACACCCAAGCUCUGAAUUACGAACACAGCCGCCUUGAUCCAGAUCUCAUCCUCCCACAGAAACACGGACAGAGUCUUCAUUGGUGCUCCUGAAACCCUGCAGAGCACUGGAGCUAUCGGGUGUCAAUCAGAGAGAGAGACAGAGAGAGAGAGAGAGAGAGAGGGAGAGAGAGACGCAUGGGAUGCUGAUGACUGAUCCUCACUGAGAGGAUGAUAUCGAUCAGGCUUGCAGAUUCUUUCCCCUCCAGUUUGAUAAACAUGCUGAUGUGCGCAAUCAAACCUUUUCUGCUCCUUCUAGGCUAAUUGGAUCAGGUAAUGCGAGCAGCGGCUGCACACUGGAUGGGAAAGCCGAGAUAUCAAUGCAGAACUCUUCAGCGCUGUUCGGGAUGGUCAGCCACUGUCAGACCCCAACUUUCACAGACUUCACCGCCGGCUUGUCGCUCUCCGUGUACGGCAGCAAGGCGGACAUCUGUGCGCGCCGAGCCGGGAGCGGCGGUUUCGGAUCUCAGAUUUGCCGGAGUCCCCAUGACACCCCGACUCACAUGAACUGCGCCAGCCCGAAGCGACUUAGCACGCCGGAGGAAAAAGCGCAUCUGUCAGCCAAAGCCCAGCGCUCCUGCUUCACCCUCCCACCCGUGCAAGUAAAUGGUGCAUACUGCUCAGAGAAGGAUGUAGACGCUGAGCUGGGUGACUCUGAGGGCACCCUGAUGCGAUGUGGGCAGAGCUUGCCACUGCCAGUGGGGGGUCAUUCAGGGGGGCUUUACCCCCAGAGCCUCCACUGCGACAGACCUACAGCCGACCUCCUUCUGCAGGACGGCCCUCACCAAGACACCAGAUCCUCGUCUGCCUUCCAGAGGACCCUGACGGGGGCCUCAUCCGGCCUGAGCUGCGGCAUUGCCAACGGGGCUCGAUCCUCUCUCCCUUACCCAAUCAAACAAGAAAACUCAAUGGGUUACAAGGUUUCCAGCAUGGGGCCAGGGGUCCAUAGUACGUCUCAGGUUGGGUUUCAGAACUCUAGGGCUGGCAUAGUUUUGGGUUUGCCGAGGGACGAGAUGGUUGGAGCUGCACACAACAGCGGUAGUGGCGUAUGCACAGUGAGCAGCGUAGGCAAUGCUGUGUCAGGAGACGCAGCGCAACCGUUUAAUAAUGAAGAUGGCUCCUCCCCGCUGGCUUUGUCCCCAACUAGCUCCCGUCAUUCAGCGCGGCUGCUCAGUGCUAGCAGUCUGAAGAGACGUUGCCUGUCCCUGGUCUCGCAGUCCACCGGCGCUGCUGGCACCAGCAGCGUUGCUGUCACUGGGUCCCUGUCAGCUACCAGCGCUGCCUCCGAGGAGAUCAAUAUCACCGCCAUCAUCUGCUCCUCCUCCCAGAUGUCGAUGGUUGCCUGCGUCAACGGGUUCCGCACUAACCUCUCGCCCAGCCACACUAGCAGCGCCGGCUUCUCCUCCUCUUCUUCCUCCUCCUCUACGUCCCCACCCUCUAACUCCUGCUCACAGGAAGCCCCCCACAAGCCCCCGCCUCACGGCAGCCCCCAGCAGGCCACACUACAGGAGAGCUGUCAGCUAUCCUCACCUGCCACCUGCCUGCUGUCCCUUUCCUCCUCCUCCUCGUCCUCCUCUUCAGUGUCAUCAGUGGAGCCGGAGCAGGGCCAGGGGCUGUGUGAGGAGCAGGGCUCCAUGCAGCAGGGGCGCGGGGCUGGUGGAGCAGCCGGGGGAGAUGUGGGAGGAGGUGGAGGCUCAGAUGGGUUGGGGCUGCUGAUGAGUGGGGUCCUGAUGUCUGGGACGCUACAUUCGGGGCCUGACACUGGGGCUCUCUUGGAUGGGGGCCAAAGAUCAGGGGCUGCCCUCAAGCAGGAGCCCCUGGAUGACUUCUCUCCCAGUGAAGACGAACUCUUUCAGCACCACUAUCAUCAUCACCAUCACUUAAGUGGUCGCAGCGGGCACCUUCGUCACCCUCACCACCCGCCUCGACCUACCAUGCCUCCGCCCUACCACCUGCACCAAUAUGUGGGGCCCAGUUCUGGUGGCCUGCUACAUCACCAGAGCCAGCAAACAACACCAGUCUCUUCCCUGGGACUCAAACCGUCCUCUGGAGGCCCUCCUGGGUCCCACACAGCCUCAGAGCGAGAAGAAGUCGGAGGAGGAGGAGCAGCACUGGCUGAUAAGCAGGUGUGUCGCUGGAUUGACUGCAGUGCUGCGUAUGAGCAGCAGGAGGAGCUUGUGAGGCACAUUGAGAAGGUCCACAUCGACCAGCGCAAAGGUGAGGACUUCACCUGUUUCUGGGCUGGCUGCAUUCGCCGGUACAAGCCCUUCAACGCCCGCUACAAGCUGCUCAUUCACAUGAGGGUCCACUCUGGAGAGAAACCUAACAAGUGUAUGUUUGAAGGCUGUAACAAAGCGUUUUCACGUCUGGAGAACCUGAAGAUCCACCUGAGGAGCCACACAGGAGAGAAGCCGUACCUGUGCCAGCACCCCGGCUGCCAGAAAGCUUUCAGCAACUCCAGCGACCGCGCCAAGCAUCAGCGCACUCACCUGGACACGAAACCGUACGCGUGUCAGAUCCCCGGCUGUACCAAGCGAUACACAGAUCCCAGCUCCCUACGCAAACAUGUCAAGAUCCACUCGGCCAAAGAGCAACAGCUUCGGCCGUGCCCUCACCUGGAGCCGGACGUCUUGAGUGACUGUCUGUCCAUGCAGCACCUCCAGGGCUCUGCCCCCACGCAGCACCUCUACAACGGCAAAGAUGGACGUUCUCCAGGGCUGGGCCAAGACAUCUUCACAGGCCUGUACGCUGGCUCCAGCACCCCCCAUCACAGUGCCUCAGUGGAGCUCCUCUCCCCUACCCCCAACUCUGCCCCCGCCUCCGCCGCUGACCUACCCUCCCGACAACACCGAUUGGACCGAGACCUCGGCAGCCCUCAUCACCUGUCCCCGCUGGCUGCCAUGGAUGGCACAAGAGACGGGGUGUCGGGUCCCCUCCUGUCUCCCGGGAUGAAACAGGGAACAGGGACGCCUCCUCCUCCACUGGAGAAACAGCAUGUCCACCCACACCACAAGCCCUACUCUCACUACCACCACCAUCAGCCUGCCAACGACGAAUACCAAGGCAGCUUUCAGAGCUGCUUCCAUUUCGGAGACUCCUACAGGAUGGAGCAGACGGUUGGUGGUGUCCACGUCCCAGGAGACUCUCAUGCCUACGCUUCCCAUCAGCACAAUGGCUUCCACAUGUCUACUAGCAACACUGGCUCUGCAGGCUUCAGCUUGACCCAGGAGCUGCAAGGCGGAGCAGGGUGCCAGUUCUCUUCGAGCCCAGAGGAGAGCAUUUUCUUCCAGGUGGGCAGCUUUGAACGCAGCCUGAGCCACAUCUCCUCCGUCUACACAGAGACAUAAGAGCAACACUGGAGCAGGGCACGCUUCACCACACCUACUCUAACUCCUCUGCAGUCCAACUCCUUCCAAAUGCAUCUGCACACACCUGGAUCACCUCUUCUCUUGUUCCUGCUUUCCUGUUUCUCUCCAUACAAGAUAUGGGUCACAUACUGAAUCAAAAUCAUUUUAUAGUUCAGUCUAAUCAACUUAGGUGCCAGGUGGAUGAGAGCCAUAAAGGUGAAAGAGACAUAAACAAGUUUUGGAAGUCAGUUUAACAUACAGUAAUGUGAUUGACUACUUAAUUACCUGACACUAUCUGAAUGGUCAAGAUGCUAAUUACACCCGUCUAAUACUCCAAGUAGGUAAGAACAGUGGAUCCCAACCCCUUAAUACAAAGAAGGUAUCUCAUUGCGACGACUCAUCAGUUUUUUUCCCUUGUAUUAUGUGAAUUUUAAGUAGGUAAAUUUAUCAAGUAACUCACACGAAAAAAAGGUCAGAGAUCAGAGGAAAGUCUUACAAAAUAAACAAAAUUGGAUGCAGAAAAAAUUCCUGCUGCUUUCCUAUCCUGUUAAUAAUUAUCUUCAGAUUUGUUGUGCAAACCUGUCACUUUUAACAAAGGAACAUCAUUUAAAGAAAUUAUAAUGACGGGUUUUUUUUUUUUGUUGAUUGUUUGUUUUUUUUGGUCCAGCCUUAGUUUUACUGACAGGGGGAGCUGAAGAAUAAUGAUCUUUUAAAACAUCUACAGGCUUUCCUACUCAGAUUCAGAAUCUCUUUUAUUGGCCAAUUACGAAUCGCAUACAAUGAAUCUGACUUCAUUACAUUGGUGCUAAGACUUGCACACUUGCAGUACAAUCAGACCAAGUUUACACAUGUAGUUUUUCAGCUUUAAUAUAUAAACUUCAAAGGCUACAAAACUUCUGAAUGGACUUCAGAUGAAAUGUCCUUUCCAUCCUCAUGUUUUUUCUCUCUAAUCUACAUCUUUCAAUCUAUUUUAGACUGAAGUGUAGAGAAGAAUAUAUCAUUUUGCUGUGUUGUUUUAGCAGUGGAAAAAAAUGUGUUUGCAUUUCUGUAUUUUGUUGUUAUGUGUUUUUUUUUUUUUUUUUUUGCUUUUGGAUUUAUUUCUGGAGGAGGGUUUGGGCUCAUCAAUUCUGCAAUAAUGCAGAGAAACCAACCUACUUUAUUAUUAUUAUUAUUAUAAUAUUAUUAUUAUAUGUAUAAAAUGUA